CCCGGCGGCUCGGCAGCCGGGGCUACCGGCGGCUCCCCGCACCUGCAGGCGCUUUCCGGCAGCCCUCCGAGCCGUGCGAGGGGCCCGGCCCGCCGGUCCCAGCCCCGAGCCAUGAUGAAGACCUUGUCCAGCGGGAGCUGCACGCUCAGCGUGCCUGCCAAGAACUCGUACCGCAUGGUGGUGCUGGGCGCCUCCAGGGUGGGCAAGAGCUCCAUCGUCUCUCGCUUCCUGAACGGCCGCUUCGACGACCAGUACACGCCCACCAUCGAGGACUUCCACCGCAAGGUCUACAACAUCCGGGGCGACAUGUACCAGCUGGACAUCCUGGACACCUCGGGCAACCACCCCUUCCCUGCCAUGCGCAGGCUGUCCAUCCUCACAGGUGACGUCUUCAUCCUGGUGUUCAGCCUGGAUAGCCGGGAGUCCUUUGACGAGGUCAAGCGCCUCCAGAAGCAGAUCCUGGAGGUCAAGUCCUGCCUGAAGAACAAGACGAAGGAGGCGGCAGAGCUGCCCAUGGUCAUCUGCGGCAACAAGAGCGACCACAGCGAGCUGUGCCGCCAGGUGCCCAGCACCGAGGCCGAGCUGCUGGUGUCUGGAGAUGAGAAUUGUGCCUACUUCGAGGUGUCGGCCAAGAAGAACACGAACGUGGACGAGAUGUUCUACGUGCUGUUCAGCAUGGCCAAGCUGCCGCACGAGAUGAGCCCCGCGCUGCACCGCAAGAUCUCCGUGCAGUACGGCGACGCCUUCCACCCCCGGCCGUUCUGCAUCCGCCGCGUCAAGGACAUGGAUGCCUACGGCAUGGUGUCGCCCUUUGCCCGCCGCCCCAGCGUCAACAGUGACCUCAAGUACAUCAAGGCCAAGGUCCUGCGAGAGGGCCAGGCCCGAGAGAGGGACAAGUGUGCCAUCCAGUGAGCGGCAGGGACGCUGGGGAGGGCCUCGGGGCGGUGCCUUCAGGGAGGUGGCCCCAGAUGCCCGCUGCCCAC
Messenger RNA from Dipodomys ordii (Ord's kangaroo rat), 983 nucleotides. RefSeq names its product RASD family, member 2 (gene Rasd2). Gene Ontology annotation, molecular function: GTP binding; GTPase activity. The coding region runs from base 112 to 912 and encodes 266 amino acids. The record is from RefSeq and is a predicted model, not a curated record. Lineage: Eukaryota; Metazoa; Chordata; Mammalia; Rodentia; Heteromyidae. The transcript has 3 exons.